AUGCCUGGAUUACCAGCUAGUAUCGACCUCGACGAGUGCAUUGAGAGACUCUACCGGAAAGAGUUGCUGGCAGACUCGGUGAUCGAAGCGAUAUGCGCCAAGGCGAAGGAAUUGUUGAUGAAAGAGAGCAAUGUCGUCCACAUUGCGGCUCCGGUCACGGUGGUCGGAGAUAUCCACGGACAGUUCUUCGACAUGAUUGAGAUAUUCAAGAUCGGAGGAUUCUGUCCCAAUACAAACUACUUGUUUCUUGGCGACUACGUGGACCGAGGCUUGUUCAGCGUGGAGACCAUCUCCCUCCUCGUGUGCUUGAAACUGCGAUACCCCCAGCGCGUCCAUCUUAUCCGCGGCAAUCACGAGUCGCGUGGUGUAACGCAAUCAUACGGAUUCUACACGGAAUGCGCGCGCAAAUACGGCAAUGCCAACGUCUGGCAUUACUUCACGGAUAUGUUCGACUUCCUGACCCUCAGCGUGGUCAUCAAUGACCAGAUCUUCUGCGUCCACGGCGGCCUAUCCCCAUCCAUCCACUCCAUCGACCAAAUCAAAAUCAUCGACCGGUUCCGCGAAAUCCCACACGAAGGUCCCAUGGCUGAUCUAGUGUGGUCGGAUCCCGACACCGAACGGGAUGAAUUCUCCCUGUCGCCGCGUGGAGCGGGCUAUACCUUCGGUGCGCAGGUGGUCCGCAAAUUCCUCGAGGUCAAUAGCAUGUCGCAUAUCCUACGGGCUCACCAGCUGUGUCAGGAAGGAUAUCAAGUUCUCUACGAUGACCGGCUCAGUACGGUCUGGAGUGCACCGAAUUACUGUUACCGGUGCGGAAACCUAGCUAGUGUCCUGGAGGUCAGUGAUACAGGCGAACGGUAUUUCAAUAUUUUUGACGCCGCGCCGGAAAAUGAUAUCCAUCGGGGCGAGCAGCAGGCGCAGCAGAACAAGGAUGGCCAGAGUCCGGUGAUUGACUACUUUCUGUGA
This is a messenger RNA of Aspergillus tubingensis, 963 nucleotides long. RefSeq names its product serine/threonine-protein phosphatase. Gene Ontology annotation, molecular function: protein serine/threonine phosphatase activity. The coding region runs from base 1 to 963 and encodes 320 amino acids. The transcript has 3 exons. NCBI's taxonomy places the organism in Eukaryota, Fungi, Ascomycota, Eurotiomycetes, Eurotiales, Aspergillaceae. The record is from RefSeq and is a predicted model, not a curated record. Gene Ontology annotation, cellular component: FAR/SIP/STRIPAK complex. Gene Ontology annotation, biological process: peptidyl-serine dephosphorylation.